Messenger RNA from Suhomyces tanzawaensis NRRL Y-17324, 1063 nucleotides. RefSeq lists its product as uncharacterized. The record is from RefSeq and is a predicted model, not a curated record. The coding region runs from base 179 to 703 and encodes 174 amino acids. The transcript has a single exon. NCBI's taxonomy places the organism in Eukaryota, Fungi, Ascomycota, Pichiomycetes, Serinales, Debaryomycetaceae.
CUGGAUACUUAAUCCAGCACAUCUAACAGGGACUGCUAUCAUCUAGUCAAUGGUCUCCGUUGUUACCUACCUAAUCUGACACCAUUUGUAUCCAGUCUCGCGAUCGAUCCAGUGUGGCUUGAGCCACGACCCUACUUAAAGCCGCCAUUUCUCGCUAGCUACACUGUCCAACGCAAGCAUGGAAUAUCUCACCCACUUGACAGACCCUCGCACCGCCACCACCUCCGUCCAUGGCCUUACCUACACCUACCCUGUCCAGUACUACGAUUUCCACGUCUACUACUAUGCACACCAAGCACCCUCCAAAAAGGAAGCGUUUGAUCUUUUAGAUAAGCUCUUGACAGAUUUUGCUCACGAAGGCAAUUCCGGUUCAGUGAUCGUCAAAAGGCUCCCCGACGACAAAGUCAUCGGGCCCCACUCCACCCAGUUCUGGGAGGUGGACGUGCUUCGUCCCGAGGUGUUUGUCAAGCUCCUCAGUUGGUUCCAAUUGCAUCACGGCAACCUCUCGGUGCUCAUCCACCCCCAGACCGGCGAAGACACAGCCGACCACACCUCCCGAGCGCUUUGGUUGGGAAGGCAAUUGCCGGUAUUCACCCACAUUUUCUCCGACGAUGGCAAGAUCCCCGAGUUUGGGGUCAAAAGAGGCCAGAAAAUUAGCCCUGACCAGUUUGACAGUCACGUCAGCCAGCCCCAGGGCAAGUGAAGCAGUACGGAUGCGAGGAAGCGUGAUUGGCCAUGAAUUUUGUGUAUUUGAAGUGGACAAUUGAAAAGGAAAAGAUUUUCUCUACUGAUACUGGCUAAAUUGUCGUCACCACUCUCUGGGAGACUGGCUCUACAAACAUGAGAUAGCUUCAAGAGCUCCGUAUCAUUCCAAGGGUUUGGGCUGUCGUUCUGGCAUACUGCAGGCGUUUAUUUCAGAAAAAUUAAGUAAUCAAUUCGCAAGUAGUUUUCAGUAGUGAAUUAUGGCUAGGACUUUUAACCUAUUGCUAACUCACGGUGUAGCAGCGUUCAGAGACAGGUAUUCUUGUAAUAACAUAUAUCGUGCUAUAAAUGAAAAGUAGUG